Messenger RNA from Anas platyrhynchos (mallard), 3437 nucleotides. It is a transcript of the gene ECE2, whose product is annotated as endothelin converting enzyme 2. The record is from RefSeq and is a predicted model, not a curated record. NCBI's taxonomy places the organism in Eukaryota, Metazoa, Chordata, Aves, Anseriformes, Anatidae. Gene Ontology annotation, biological process: protein processing. Gene Ontology annotation, cellular component: plasma membrane. Gene Ontology annotation, molecular function: metalloendopeptidase activity.
CGGGGGGGGGGGGGGGGGAACCGGGAGCGGGGGGGGUGAACGGGGCCGGGGGGGGAACGGGGAGGUCAGGGCCGUGCAGGGCGGCCGGGAGCCCAGCGGGGCGCUGCUGGCGGCCACCCGCAGCCGUUUGUGGCUCCCGGUACCGGGAACCGGGGCGUGCGGUGCCCGCCUGGCAGCCCGCGGACGGGGCCCGGGUCCGGGGCCGGUGUCAGUCCCGGUGCCGGUGCCAACCCCGGUGUCAGUGCCAGGUCCCGGUGUCAGUGUCAGGUCCCGGUGCCCGCUCCCGGUGCCGGUACCGGCUCCCGGUGCCGCGGCUCCGCCCGUGCGCACGGCGGGCGCGGCCCCCCCGCGGUCACCUUGGCGCCGGGGCCGGGCGGGGAGGAGCGGAGCGGAGCGCUCAGAGCGGGGCUGAGCCCCCGGGACCCCCGUUUCCAUCCCCUCCGGUACCACCGGCACCGACCACCCCCAACCUCCCGGUGCCUACGGGCGGCGCCCCGCCGGUACCCGCAACCCCCGUACACCGGGGGGGCUCCAUCCAUCCACCCACCCAUCCAUCCAUCCACCCAUCCAUCCCGGUACCCGGUCCCAUUCCCGGUCCCGGUGCCGUUCCCGGUGCCGGUGCCGGUGCCCCCAUGGCGGAGGCAGGCGGCGCUGCGGGGGCCCGGAGCUAGGCGGGAGGCGGCCCGGGAUGGCCAGGAUGAACGUGGCCCUGCAGGAGCUCGGCCACGCCAUGCCCGACUACAAGCGUGCCACGCUGCAGGAGGACGAGGCGCCGGAGCCCACAGGGGAUGGCAGCGCCUCCCCCGACAGCGUGGAGGUGGGAUUUCGGAAGGGGCCGGGGCCGCUGCUGAGCCGCUUGGCGUCACGCAGCCAGCUGGAGCUGGCGCUCGGUGCCAUCGCCGUCACCCUGGCCCUGCUGCUGGGCGCCGCCGUGGUCGCGCUGGCCGUGCAGUACAGCAGAGACCCCUCCCGCAGCACCUGCCUGACCGACGCCUGCGUGCGCGUGGCCAGCAAGAUCCUGGAGGCUCUGGACCCGGCCACCGACCCGUGCCAGGACUUUUACCAGUACUCCUGCGGGGGCUGGAUCAGGAGGAACCCCCUGCCCACCGGGCGCUCCAAGUGGAGCACCUUCAACAGCAUCUGGGACCAGAACCAGGCCAUCAUGAAGCACCUCCUAGAAAACGCCAGCUUCAACUCGAGCAGCGAGGCGGAGAGGAAGACGCAGCGCUACUACCUGUCCUGCCUCAAGGAGCAGCGCAUCGAGGAGCUGGGCGCACAGCCCCUGGUGGAGCUCAUCGACAAGAUCGGCGGCUGGAACGUCAGCGGCUCGUGGAACCAGAGCGGCUUCAUGGAGGUGCUGAAGGUGGUGUCGGGCACCUACCGGGCGACCCCCUUCUUCACCGUGUACGUGGGGGCGGACUCCAAGAGCUCCAACAGCAACGUCAUCCAGGUGGACCAGUCGGGGCUUUUCCUCCCCUCCCGGGACUACUACCUGAACAGGACGGCCAACGAGCGGGUGCUGGCCGCCUACCUGGACUACAUGGUGGAGCUGGGCACGCUGCUGGGGGGGGCCAAGGAGCCCACCCGGCUGCAGAUGCAGCAGGUGCUGGACUUCGAGACCCUGCUGGCCAACAUCACCGUGCCCCAAGCCGAGCGGCGGGACGACGAGAAGAUCUACCACAAGAUGAGCAUCGCCGAGCUGCAGGUGCUCGCCCCCGCCAUCGACUGGCUGGAUUACCUCUCCUACUCCCUGGCCCCGCUGGAGCUGGCUGAGACGGAGCCCGUGGUGGUGUACGGGGACGCCUACCUCCAGCAGGUCUCCGAGCUCAUCAACAGCACCGACAAGAGCGUCCUGAACAACUACCUGAUCUGGAACCUGGUGCAGAAAACGGCCUCCAGCCUGGACCAGCGCUUCGAGACGGCCCAGGAGAGGCUGCUGGAGACGCUCUACGGCACCAGGAAGUCCUGCACGCCCCGCUGGCAGACCUGCAUCUCCAACACGGACGACACGCUGGGCUUCGCCCUGGGCUCCCUCUUCGUCAAAGCCACCUUCGACCGGGACAGCAAGGCCAUCGCUGAGGAGAUGAUCAGCGAGAUCCGGACAGCUUUCGAGGGGUCCCUGGACCAACUUGACUGGAUGGAUGAGACAACGCGGCAGGCAGCGAAAGAGAAGGCGGAUGCCAUCUACGACAUGAUCGGCUUCCCGGACUUCAUCCUGGACAACAAGGAGCUGGAUGAUGUCUACGAUGGGUACGAGGUGUCCGAGGACUCCUUCUUCCAGAACAUGCUCAACUUCUACAACUUCUCCGCCAAGGUGAUGGCCGACCAGCUGCGCAAGCCCCCCAACCGGGACCAGUGGAGCAUGACCCCGCAGACCGUCAAUGCCUACUACCUGCCCACCAAAAACGGCAUCGUCUUCCCCGCCGGCAUCCUGCAGGCUCCCUUCUACGCCCGCAGCCACCCCAAAGCCCUGAAUUUCGGCGGCAUCGGCGUGGUGAUGGGGCACGAGCUGACCCACGCCUUCGACGACCAAGGCCGCGAGUACGACAAGGAGGGCAACCUGCGGCCCUGGUGGCAGAACUCCUCGCUGGAGGCCUUCAAGAACCGCACGGCCUGCAUGACGGAGCAGUACGGCCGCUACACCGUGCACCGCGAGAAGGUCAACGGCCGCCAGACGCUGGGCGAGAACAUCGCCGACAACGGCGGGCUGAAGGCGGCCUACAACGCGUACAAGUCGUGGCUGCAGAAGAACGGGGAUGAGAAGCGGCUGCCGGCCCUGGGGCUCACCAACCACCAGCUUUUCUUCGUGGGUUUCGCCCAGGUGUGGUGCUCGGUGCGGACGCCCGAGAGCUCCCACGAGGGGCUGGUGACCGACCCGCACAGCCCCGACAAGUACCGGGUGAUCGGCACCCUCAGCAACUCCCGGGAUUUCGUGGAACAUUUCGGCUGCCCCCUGGGCUCCCCCAUGAACCCCGGCCGGCACUGCGAGGUGUGGUAGCCACCGGGAUGGCCCCCAUGGGGACGGGGGGGGGGGGCACCAGGCCUGGCUGUACCCUCCGUACCCCCGCACCCUCACCGGGUGCCCACCGGGAGCCCCCCGCCAUGCUCACACCACUCCCCAUGCCCCCCCCUUGGCUCCCCUCCGGUGCCCGGGGAUGGGAUGUGGCGGGGUGGCGGGGAGGCCGCGGUGCCCCCACGCCAGCCCCGCUCAUGCCACGACCCCAUGGGGGGGGGGCACCGGAGCCGAGCCCCCCCCCCCAGCUGCCGGUGUGAGCCCGGGGGGGUGCCCGGUGCCGGUGUCUGCCCCUCGCCCCCCCCCAUACACCCCUAAUUCCUCCUCCCGCAGCCCGGUGCCCGCUUGCUGGGGCUGGGGGGCGGCGGGGGGAGCCCGGUGCCCGCCGCUGGCUUCACGGGACGAUUAAAGCAGCUUCCACCCA